AUGCCAAGACCCGCAGACGUGCCUAUUCCUGACUCCCCGCAGUAUCCGUAUCCCAUCAUAACCGAUUAUUGUGAGAUCGUGUGUGGAUUUGGGCGCGGUUCUUCUGAGUUGGGAAUACCCACUGCCAAUGUACAGUUCAAUGAAUUACCGGAUGCCAUUGAGAAUUUGCCCCUAGGAGUGUUUUUUGGCUUUGCGCAACUUGCAGAAUCUGGGCCGGGAGAUGUCAAGAAUUGCCAAAGACCCGAUGGAACCAGAGUUCACUUCAACUUUGGUCAGAGAUUGGCAGAAUCAGACCUGAAUGUUUUGCCUGUGGUAUUGUCCAUAGGUCUUAAUCCAUUUUAUCACAACAAGGCCAAGACCGUAGAAUUGCAUAUCAUGCAUGAGUUCAAGCAUGAUUUUUACGGCGCUAAAGUAAAGUUCAGCAUCCUGGGCUACAUUAGGCCUGAAUUGGACUACACUACUAGGGAGGCUUUGAUCGAUGAUAUACACACAGACAUCGAUAUUGCAAAAAGUGUGCUAUCGAAACCUCAAUAUGCUAAACACAGCUCUUUUUGA
Messenger RNA from Lachancea nothofagi CBS 11611, 555 nucleotides. The record is from the annotation of a GenBank genome assembly. Lineage: Eukaryota; Fungi; Ascomycota; Saccharomycetes; Saccharomycetales; Saccharomycetaceae.